This is a messenger RNA of Alternaria arbusti, 1404 nucleotides long. RefSeq lists its product as uncharacterized. The transcript has a single exon. The coding region runs from base 1 to 1404 and encodes 467 amino acids. Lineage: Eukaryota; Fungi; Ascomycota; Dothideomycetes; Pleosporales; Pleosporaceae. The record is from RefSeq and is a predicted model, not a curated record.
AUGGCGGAUCCCAGCGCUCUCCAAGUCGCGCUUACACAGCAAGCCGACAGCGAGAUGACUGCUGCUUCCAACAAUCCCAGCGAUGCAGCCUCUCGAGACAUCCCCAGGAACAGGCCCACCGGCGCUGACACCGUUAACCCUACAUUUCCUGGCGAUGACCCCAGCGGGACUGGCAGCACCAGCGCCCACGAUGACUUUGCUUUCCGAAAGAGAGAAGCCGUGACCACAGCUUGGGAACAGUGGACCCGCACUAGCAAGCCAAUCGAUGACAAGCUCAAGGACUGGAAUGACACAAUCACCGACAGUCAGUUCGUCGACAGUGUCAUAGCUGAGCUCGAGCGCGCUUCGUCCUCUACAGCUGCAAAGCUCAUUGGUGUCCUCAAGGCCGAGAAUGAUCUUCUCAAGAGUUCAAACAAGACACUGACCACCCUCGCCAAACACGUCGGAGAGGACUUGGCUGGACAGACGACCUCGUCGGCUGGUGUGUACCAAGCACCCGGUCUUCAAUACCCUAUGCGUCCGCAGACCCUGCUUCGAUGGUUCAAGCGUUUUGCUGAUGCAGGAUGGGCCGUACCCGCAGGUCUUUCAAUGACCAAGGACAGGUUCGUUGACGAGCGUUACGGCUGCCCUGAGGAUUGGCAUGGCACCAAUACAGUCUGCAUAUGCGACGACAAUUCCGGUCUCAUCAUCCACAAGGGCUUUCGCGAUUUUUUGGACCAGCAGCGAGGAUGUGUCCACGAGGCACCGUAUGCACUGGCGAUGUGGCUCUACCUUUCUCGAUACAACAUCUUCUGGCCCAAGCAGACUGUGUCUUCAUGGUUCUUCGAACAGGCAUCGCGCAUUGACUCUCGCCAUCAAUUGGACUUUGCUGCUAUGGAUGAUGACCAGCACAUGAAGGCUUGGCUGAAAGCCACUGCUGCCGAGCUGCCUAGCAUCUGGGACCAAGUUCUGCAGCGCCAGGAAGAAGAUGACCGCACGAUCUCUAACAAGCUAUGGGCCCCGGUCGCGAAGUUCGUGAAGGACCACGAGCACGACAUGCUCGAGCCUUUGUGCGAUGUCUACAACCAACUCGGCGACGACGAAUUCGAUCUCAACGAAGCAGAGCCCCGGAUGACCCAAACUGCGCAUGAUGUAUUUCUUCUUCGCCUCGCUCAGGGUGAGGCCCCAGCCACCGUUCUGUCUAAUGACCAAGAGAUGCAUUCGUUCAAUCACCUUCGCGUAGCCGCUCUCAAGGAGGUGCCUACUGGACCUGAUCGCUAUACCCGCGCUUUGGGGAAGAUGAUGACCUUCGAUUUGCGAGUACAGUGGAUGAAGCACAAACCAUCACCGGAGUCCAGCCAAUCCUCCAUCAACAUUCUCGAUGGUGCCAACGCGGACGAACCGAUGGUUAUCGAUGACGACUAG